Messenger RNA from Carica papaya (papaya), 3089 nucleotides. It is a transcript of the gene RSW3, whose product is annotated as Glycosyl hydrolases family 31 protein. Lineage: Eukaryota; Viridiplantae; Streptophyta; Magnoliopsida; Brassicales; Caricaceae. Gene Ontology annotation, molecular function: carbohydrate binding; alpha-glucosidase activity. The record is from RefSeq and is a predicted model, not a curated record. Gene Ontology annotation, biological process: carbohydrate metabolic process; N-glycan processing.
ACUACUACAUUCCACUUCUAUUUUGCUCAAAGGGUUUCAUGCACUCAAUUCCUGCUUAAUAUGAUCUCUUUCCCAUGAAAUCCACGCAAAUGGGCGCCCUCCGCUUUUCUCAUCUGCUUAUCUUGCUACUCUUUCUCGGUUCCCAGUUAGCAUUUUCCUGGAAAAAAGAUGAAUUUCGUAACUGCAACCAGACACCCUUCUGCAAACGCGCACGAUCCCGUAAGCCUGGAUCCUGCAAUCUAACUGCUCAGGAUGUCACCAUUUCGGAUGGUGCCCUCACUGCUAAGCUCCUUCCAGCAACACCUUCGCACGAUGAAGAUGAUCAAAUCAAGCCUUUGCUUUUCACUCUGACGGUUUACCAAGGUGGAGUCCUGCGACUCCAAAUCGACGAGGACCAUUCCCUUAACCCGCCCAAGAAGCGAUUUCAAGUCCCUGAUGUUGUCGUUCCUGAAUUUGAAGAGAAGAAGCUUUGGUUGAACAGGGUUUCGACGGAGACGAUCGAGGGCGAUACGAUGCCGUCUUCAAUCGUCUACUUAUCAGACGGAUUCGAGGCAGUGAUCCGGCAUGAUCCCUUUGAGGUCUUCGUGCGUGAGAAAUCAGGUAAUCGUCGCCGUUUAGUAUCUUUAAAUUCGCAUGGGUUGUUUGAUUUUGAGCAACUGAGACAGAAAAAGGACGGAGAAGAUUGGGAAGAGAGAUUUAGGAGCCAUACUGAUAUGAGGCCGUAUGGUUCUCAAUCGAUUAGCUUCGAUGUGUCAUUUUAUGAGUCUGAUUUUGUUUAUGGCAUACCUGAACGUGCCACUAGUUUUGCUCUGCAACCCACUCGUGGUCCUGGGAUUGAGGAAUCUGAACCUUAUAGGCUGUUUAAUUUGGAUGUUUUCGAGUACCUUCAUGAGUCGCCCUUUGGGCUUUAUGGUUCAAUUCCAUUCAUGGUAUCACACGGGAAAUCUGGAAGAACUUCUGGUUUCUUUUGGUUGAAUUCUGCGGAAAUGCAGAUUGACGUCAUGGGUAAUGGCUGGGAUGCAGAGGGUAGUAUUUCGUUGCCUUCAAGCCAAAGUAGGAUUGACACCCUUUGGAUGAGUGAGGCAGGAAUUGUGGAUACCUUCUUUUUCGUGGGUCCUGGUCCAAAGGACGUUGUGAAGCAGUACACUAGCGUCACAGGUACUCAAGCUAUGCCGCAGUUGUUUGCAACGGCAUAUCACCAAUGUAGGUGGAAUUAUAGGGAUGAGGAGGAUGUUGAGAAUGUGGACUCUAAGUUUGACGAGCAUGAUAUUCCAUAUGAUGUUUUGUGGCUUGACAUCGAGCAUACUGAUGGGAAGAAGUACUUUACCUGGGAUAAGCUGUUAUUCCCUCAUCCUGAAGAGAUGCAGAAGAAGCUUUCUUCUAAGGGCAGACACAUGGUGACCAUAGUGGAUCCUCAUAUUAAGCGGGAUGAUUCAUUCCCAUUGCACAAAGAGGCUACCCAGAAAGGUUAUUAUGUUAAGGAUGCAUCUGGAAAAGAUUUUGAUGGUUGGUGCUGGCCUGGGUCGUCAUCCUAUCCUGAUACAUUGAAUCCAGAGAUUAGAUCUUGGUGGAGUGAGAAAUUUUCAUAUGAGAAUUAUGUUGGUUCUACUCCAUCUUUGUACAUUUGGAAUGACAUGAAUGAACCUUCUGUCUUCAAUGGACCAGAGGUGACAAUGCCAAGAGAUGCUUUACAUAUUGGAGGUGUAGAACACAGAGAGUUGCAUAAUGCCUAUGGAUAUUACUUCCACAUGGCAACAUCUGAUGGGCUUCUAAAACGUGGAGAUGGAAAAGAUAGGCCUUUUGUUUUGUCAAGAGCAGCUUUUGCUGGAACUCAAAGGUUUGGAGCAAUAUGGACAGGAGAUAAUACAGCAGAGUGGGAUCACCUUAGGGUUUCUGUUCCAAUGGUUUUGUCACUUAGUCUUUCUGGAAUUGCAUUCUCUGGUGCUGAUGUUGGUGGGUUUUUCGGCAAUCCUGAUACUGAGUUACUAGUUCGAUGGUAUCAGCUAGGUGCUUAUUAUCCUUUCUUUAGGGCUCAUGCCCAUCAUGACUCUAAACGACGAGAACCUUGGUUAUUUGGAGAACAGAAUACAAAACUUAUACGGGAGGCCAUACAUAUCCGUUACAUGUUACUGCCGUAUUUCUAUACUUUGUUCAGAGAGGCAAACACAACUGGUGUUCCUGUUGCUCGUCCACUAUGGAUGGAGUUCCCAUCCGAUGAAGCUACUUUUAAAAAUGAUGAAGCAUUUAUGGUUGGAAACAGUAUUUUGGUGCAAGGAAUUUACAAUGAGAGAGCUAAACAUGUAUCAGUCUACUUGCCUGGAAAAGAGUUAUGGUAUGACAUGAGAACUGGAACUGCAUAUAGGGGAGGGGUGACACAUAAGCUGGAUGUUUCAGAAGAAAGUAUACCUGCGUUUCAGAGAGCGGGAACAAUCAUACCCAGGAAAGAUCGGCUUCGCCGAAGCUCCACACAGAUGGUGAAUGAUCCUUAUACUCUGGUGAUAGCUCUGAACAGUUCCCAGGCAGCUGAAGGUGAACUUUACAUUGAUGAUGGAAAAAGCUUUGACUUCAAAGAAGGAGCUUACAUCCAUCGGCAAUUUGUUUUCUCAAAUGGCGUCCUUAAAUCUUCAAACUUGGCGACAACUGGAAAAUCCCAGUUUUCUUCCGAGUGCAUUGUCGAGAGGAUCAUUUUGCUCGGAGGUGGUUCUAGAGCCAAAAGUGCUCAUGUUGAGCCUGGAAAUCGAAAGAUUGAAAUUGAACUAGGGCCUCUCUGGCUUGGCAGCCGUAGCCCAGCUGUAGUAACCAUCCGUAAGCCUGGCGUCCGAAUAGGAGAUGAUUGGACAAUAAAAAUUUUGUGAGUACCACUUAGAUUUUUCAAUUAUCUGCUGUCACUUGCAGGAUCUUGUUUCUAAUUUCCUGAAUGGUAGUAUUCUUAAUUUUACACUGGAGAAAUCGAUGAUCAAAUUGUACUUGUACAAACUAUAUUAGAACACCACAUUUAGAUUGCCUGCACUGACUUUUUAGCUGUCUUAAAACUUUUUAUUCUGUUGCAAUUCUCCCUAUAGAAAAUUGAAACCUUGACCUUUGACCUC